Messenger RNA from Anopheles moucheti, 6767 nucleotides. It is a transcript of the gene hoe1, whose product is annotated as P protein. The transcript is spliced from 12 exons. Bases 1732 to 4221 code for a protein of 829 amino acids. The record is from RefSeq and is a predicted model, not a curated record. Gene Ontology annotation, biological process: transmembrane transport. Lineage: Eukaryota; Metazoa; Arthropoda; Insecta; Diptera; Culicidae. Gene Ontology annotation, cellular component: membrane.
GAUGAUCACGCAACGAUCGUGCCCAAUAUCACUCCAAUCUCGGCAAUCGGGACGCUACCAACACAUCGCUAACGAUCGGUGAAAAAUAGCUUCUUCUGUGAUUGCUUCUCGUGUAAUUAGUUUUCCGUCGAACAGUGCACCGGGUGGAUCGGUUAUUUUUCCCCAAGCGAAGUGUCGUGCGGUUUUAUGCGUCUACCACAUCAUGGUACGUUAAGUUAAUUAAUUUGUGUACAUAAAAAUGAAUCUUGUGCAGUUCAUUUAUUAAAAGUGUGCAGAGUGUGAUGCUGGGAAAAGGUAACAAAAUCGCCAUAUUGCGAUUGGAGUACAGGUAAAAGCACAUGGCCAGAAGGAAAGCUAGCUCCAGCUUCGAGAAUUAUAUCGUCCGUCGUGUUUCCGUGUUUAUUGUGCCCGUGGCAAGUAUUCCCGCUCCACUGUGAUCGUGUGUUUAAUGUGUGGACCUAAACGUGCGAUCCAACAAUUCGGCAUCUGCUACGAAGUGCGUGAGCUUCAUUUUGUUUCUCCAUUGCAUGUGACGUAUUGGUUCAGUACCGGUAGCUAGUGUACGCGUUUAUGCUACCCGGAUCGAGUGGUUGAAUUUUUAUUGAUCGAGCUUUAGCAAAGUGAAUCGCGUGUGGCAUGUAAGCGCUACAUGCGGUUAUCCACGGUCCCAUAUCCUCAAGUGCAUUAGUGUUCGUGUAAGGUUCCUCAGCUUCCCUUGGCACGGUGGGCAAUACAAACAAAAUCAGUUCCAGUAGUGGACAAAAUGAUCAACGACAGGAGAACGACGCCCAUAGAGCAAUGACGGCUGAAAAUGUACUGCAAACAGUACCUCAUCAUCAUCAUUAGUACCACUAUCAUACCGGACGCGUAGAAACCGGUAGUUGCCAACACUUCUUAUGCCAAGAGCAGCUCGCAUAACCAAUAAUUGGCAAGCAUAAAACGUAUAUUUAUUGCCUCAUCAUCAUCAUUCACACGUUUUGCGUUAGAUUGCAAAUAGUAAAGUAACGAGAGAGAGAGAAAAAAAAAACCCCCAAACCCAGUGCACUAGCCCCCAAUUUCCCACAGCCGCUCAUCUCACCGUCGUGUGCAUCGGUCGACGGAAUUCAUCGUAGUCGUGGCAAUCGUAGUAGCCAAUACAUAGUCGUCAUACACCGCUUGCACCUGCACAAGACUGUCCACCCAGUUGCCCCAGUUAGAACUGAGUCGUCCAAUCAAACAAAAAAACGCAAAACAACACAACAAACCAAUCCACGAUUGCCUUCAACACCAAAGAUAAGAGAAAGAAAGCGCUGGACGUGAGUGAUCCAUAUUGGAUCGGUGGUCCAUGAAGCAUUUUGGAUGAAUUAUUGAAAUAAGCAGGGUGAUAUAGAUAUACACCUCUUCCGUGAGCCCAUGUUUAUGUUGGAUUACGCGCUGAAAGGCUAGACAUUCGUCAGAAUUCCAUUAGAGGGAAUUUGGAGCUACAUACGUAAACCGUUCUGACCGGUCUGGCUACGCACUGAAUUAGCUCUGGGAAUAGUAACCACGGUUGUAAGAGAAUCCCAAAUCUUCCCCAAUCGCACGUUUUAAGCCCCCUCCACUCACUCUGUACGUGGGGAACUGGUAAAGUGUUCCCACGGACUGACAUUUCACCGCGAGGAGAUUCGAAUAUCGGAAAUUGGCAAACGGUACGCAAUAAGCGCAGGGCGAACGGACACGUUGGCGGACAGAGGCAAAAAGAAGGGCCCGGAAAUGCCGAAAAAUCUGCGACCACCUACGUCAACCAGUGCUUACGGGCGCAUUGGGCUGGUGCCGGAAUCGGACGAUUCGCUCCACAGCCAGGAAGUGGAACCCCAGGUGACGGAGGCAUCGCUGGAGAUAUGGCGUACGCUUCCGGCUGCCAUCCGCCAGGACCCGAGCCUGGCAUCUUUUCGGCAGGAGCACGAGCGAUUACACGGUACCGAAGAUGAUCCACUCCCGAAUGAAGACGUCUCGGCGGACGAUGGUGAAGAUAACAACAGCAAAGAGUUCAUCACAAUCAAGGUCACCAAUCCGGACACGACGGUCGAGGAUGGCAAAACGACCGCCGUCGUGGAGCAGUGUGAAAAGAACGGCCAAAACGUGACGACCGAUGGGGAAGGUGACGAGGGUCACGAGACGACGAUGGGUGGCCACCAUGAGCAUGGGAAACUGUUCGGUUACGUGAAGGUUGGCACACUGCUGGUCGUGUGGCUGGUCUUCACCGGCUUCCUGAUGUCGAAGCACGAGAAAGAACUCACCCCGCGGCAGCUGUCCGUGCCGGAAGGGUCCUACCGGACAUACAUUCUGCCAGAACCAUCCCCAGGGUCUCGGAUUGGGAUUAAUCUAAAAGGUGCCUUUCUAAGUGACCAGCAACACAACAACACGAGCACGUACGUGUCAGUGAAUCUGCAGCUGCUCUACCUACCUAGCAAUAACACCAAUAUGAGCUUUUUCCCAGACCACGACGCAAAGUACACGGAGAACAUCACCAAUGUCUGGUUGGUACCUAUACCGAGCUCACUCGAUGCAAUCGACCUGAUGGAUGAGAUGACGCGCAAGCACGUGUUCGACAUUGGACCCGUCAACCAUCAGAAGGUGACGAGCGGGAAGGCGGUGGUACGGGUACGGAUGUCCUCCAAUCUCGACGGUGACUUCCCGACCAAGUUCACCUACGAUCCAACGCCGAUGGACACGGAGACGGGCGUUAUCUAUGCCGCGAUCGUGCUGCUCGGUCUGUACGUGUUAAUCAUAUGGGAGAUAGUGCACCGCACGUUUGCGGCCAUCAUCGCUUCAACGCUUGCCAUCGGUGUACUGGCAGCCAUGAACGAGCGGCCCAGCAUGCCGAAGUUGAUCUCCUGGAUCGAUGUCGAAACGCUGCUGCUCUUGUUCGGCAUGAUGAUCCUGGUGGCUAUCCUGUCCGAGACCGGUAUCUUCGAUUACCUGGCCGUGUAUGCGUACCAGGUGACGAACGGUAAGGUGUGGCCACUGAUCAACUGCCUGUGCAUCUUUACCGCGAUACUGUCCUCGUUCCUGGACAACGUAACGACCGUGUUGCUUAUGACUCCGGUAACGAUACGAUUGUGUGAGGUGAUGGAAUUAAAUCCGGUGCCGGUGUUGAUGUCGAUGGUGAUCUACUCGAACGUCGGCGGUACACUAACACCCGUUGGUGAUCCACCCAACGUCAUCAUCGCGUCCAACAGCCACAUUGCGAAAAAUGGAGUCAAUUUCGCCACCUUUACACUGCACAUGGCCAUACCGAUCUUCUUCGUCAUGAUCACGACCUACUUCCAGCUGCGCAUGAAGUUCAAAAACAUCAACGAUCUGCGCUUCAGCGAACCGCAGGAUGUGCAGGAGAUCCGUCACGAGAUUGCCGUGUGGCAGCGUGCAGCCGCCUCUCUGUCGUCCUACUCGAAGGAUGAAGAUUUGGUGCGCGAAACGCUGCUCAAGAAGGUGAACCGGUUGUCACGUUCGCUCAAGAAGAAGCUCGUCACCGGUUCGGUACCGGUGGAGAGUUACAAGGCAACGCUGGAAGAGAUGAAACGGAAGUACCCUAUUCGAAGCAAGACACUGCUGGUAAAGUCUGCCAUUACUCUCGCGUUCGUGAUCACGUUCUUCUUCCUGCAUUCGGCACCGGACAUACAAAAGCUGUCCCUCGGCUGGACUGCUCUGCUCGGUGCGCUACUGCUCCUGAUUCUGGCUGAUCGGGAGGACAUUGAAUCGGUGAUUGCGCGUGUCGAAUGGUCCACACUGCUGUUCUUUGCGGCGCUCUUCAUCCUGAUGGAAGCGUUAGCCGAGCUGGGACUGAUCGAUUGGAUCGGCAAACAGACGGAAAACGUGAUCUUGUCCGUAUCCGAAGAAUCUCGUCUAGCUGUAGCCAUCCUUAUCAUCUUAUGGGUAUCCGCAUUCGCAUCUGCUUUCGUUGACAAUAUUCCUCUUACCACGAUGAUGGUAAAGAUUGCCAUCGGUCUUGCUGAAAAUGAGGCGCUAGAUCUGCCCCUACAACCACUCGUAUGGGCACUGGCGUUAGGCGCUUGCUUAGGAGGUAAUGGAACGCUUAUCGGAGCCUCCGCCAACGUUGUAUGUGCCGGUGUUGCUGAGCAGCACGGUUAUAGGUUUACCUUUAUAGAAUAUUUCAAGGUCGGUUUCCCAGUGAUGGUCGGUAGCGUGAUCGUCUCUACUAUCUACCUAAUGUUUGCACACGUCGUCUUCACCUGGCACUAGAACUUCGUCCCAGGCGGAGAUCUUUCGCUGUCUUCUCGUUUCACGUAUUGUUUGUGUAUGUGCCCCCCUGUGCGCGUGCGCGUCUGUGUGAAUGUUUAUCUUUACGCGAAUAAGGAUGUAUUGCAAGAGUUGCCAUUACUACACGCAAAUCUAAAACCUACCGCCCCUCAACAACCCUGAAACAACGACACCAGACAAAAGAAAUCGCCAUCUUGCGUGAGUGAUCGUACACUGGAAGAUCAACUACACUUUCUAACCCCGGGUGGCAGAAUGUGCGAUCGCGUUAAUAAACCAUCUUUACAUUGUGAUAACCUUUACCGAGCAGAUCGAGCAACACAUCACUCACUCAAAAACACACACGUCCCUUAUUUGGGAGCUGGCAGUGUAAGCCAGCCUUAUACUUUUUUGUUAAAAUGAACGCCAUGCCAUUUUGCCGAAUUCCGUGUACCAUAGGGUGAGCAACCAAAACUAGCAGUUGAUAUGUGAAAGGGGAGGAAAACAAGCACAACUAGUGAAGGGAAAGAGUAGCCUACUAUAAUUGCCUCUAGAAAGAUAAAAUCCAUGUUUUUUUUGCCGAGUAAGGAAUCGAUAAGUCAAUUCGAGUGUAACGAGUAGCAUAACUCGUACUAGUAAAUAGAAAAAAGGGAAUGUGAGCCGAGCUGUUGUGCGCGACCACUUCGGUUCGGGUUCGGUUUUGGGGCCGAUCAAGCUAUGUUGUUCUGUGAAUGGCGAAGGUUCAAUUGUACGCUGGCAAAGCAUACUUUCGAUGUAAAGUAUUUUAAUGUGUAAUCACACUACAGGUAUUUCUCAACGUGUUACAAGAUGUUACUGAUGUUAAUCUAUUUAAAACAACUGUACUGUACACUCCUGCUAAUCGAUCGACAAACAACCACCCACGAUAAGGUAGCCGUAUCAUCAUACCUGCAGGGUUUUCCUUUCCCGUUUCCUUGUUGUCGUUGAAUGACAUCCCUUCCUUACGUGAAUGACACGCGAUAGAAUCGGUGUUGUGUACACACAGUUACAUUUUUAAGAUUCAUCCGUUGUUUUUCUUUUUCCUUGUCUUACAAUUUAAUAUGCUUAUCUUACUUUUCCUCAUUUGUUCGUUCUACUAUUGUUACCAGUUGCUCGAAUGUAAUAAAUUAUCCUUUUUUUCGUACUGCGUGUACAUUUGCUUAACACAAAUCGUGCCACAGACAGAAUAAGUGAAUAAGUUAUUUCAACAACGAAACAACCUCUGCCUUUCUCUGUCCCACUGUCAACACACUAACUAACUCGUCGCAUUUCGCUAGUAGAAAAACCUCCAACAACACACACACACGCCCAUUUGCAAAAAGGAAAAUUACUAAAGAAAAACAUUCCAAACAAUAUUACGCCCAGUGAAAAGGCACUGGGUGAAUAUAUUUACUGCAAGCUGUAAAUGGGUGUAAAAUGAAAUGAAUGCAGUUACGAGGUAAAGUAGGAAAGAGCUACAACAGAAAACAAACAAAAAAAAAUCUGUAUGUAUAAGACGGUAGUAAGUUUGUAGAAAUAAAUCUUCUCUCUUUCUCUCAGCGGAAAGGAAGCAAACAAAGAACAAAACAAAAACACACACACGAGUGAGCUUUGAUGAACGAUUUAAAAACUGGUCGUGGAAAGAGUGUGCAAAGCAAGCAUAAAACGUUAUCGACGAACCCUGCAUUUUGUAGCAAAAUUGUAGAUAGAUGGCAAAUUUGAAGCCCAAUCACUUGUAGUGGAAUGUACGAAAGGAAAACAUGAAUGAAAAAAAUGUACAGCAUAGCUAAAAUGAGAUGGUGGUUUAGUGUGGUAAAGAAAGAAAACGAAGAAUAAUUUCCACACCACACAUUAAGUGGGAAGGUUUCUAGGCAAGAAUGUAAAAAUGUGGAAAAAAGAGAAGAAAAAAUAUGAAGAUAUGUAAAAUAAUGAAAAGUUUCCCGUAUUUUAUGUUUAAAAUGAAUAAUACUUCCCGUUUUAAUUACUAUUUUUUUGUUCGCUAAUCGACUUGGUUCAACUAAUGGAUUCGAUAUGCUACAAAGGAAGGAAUUUUAUGAAAAGGUACUCCAAUUGAUAAAGUAACCAGCGGAAUGAAACGAAUCACGACAAAACAAUUCUAAAUCAACAGUGAACCGUGGGUAAAAGUAUUUUGACCACCAAUAUAAAUGGUCGAUCCUCACGAGUAGCACAUUUUUGUUAAGUUUUUAUAAGAUCAUCAACGUUUUCCCGUAGGAACGGUCGCUUAACUUGAGCAAAGAAUGGCCCCCACAGAAAGGGUGGCUUCGUUCGAUAGUACUGUUUUUUUGGAAUUUGUUGUUAAUAUUGUAGUCGUCGUAGUGCGAAACUCAAAGUAGCCGUACUACAGUGCGGUCCCGUUGAAGGUUAGGGAGGAGAAUGAACCGUAGAGCUGUAGAGCGAAACGCAAUGAACGCACCGUGUGCAGAAGGCAAACCCAUGGAGGCCGCUAAAGGGAAGCCGACAGGGCAGGGGUACAAAAGGUAAAACAACCAAACCCAAUAUGUAAUAGACAAAUAAUAAAACUAUUAAAAACUAUA